Molecule: messenger RNA, 1293 nt
Organism: Zymoseptoria tritici IPO323
Lineage: Eukaryota; Fungi; Ascomycota; Dothideomycetes; Mycosphaerellales; Mycosphaerellaceae
Exons: 2
Coding region: 22-1293 (423 amino acids)
Cellular component (GO): mitochondrion
Molecular function (GO): (S)-2-hydroxy-acid oxidase activity; (S)-2-hydroxyglutarate dehydrogenase activity
Source: RefSeq, a predicted model, not a curated record
GCUUGAUCUAUCUCCACGACCAUGUUCUCUCAACGCGUUUCAACAAGGCUACUGCAGCACAGUCGCCACUUCUCGUCGACAACCUUCCGGAAUGCCGACUUUACACACGCUGUCAUCGGUGCUGGCGCCGUUGGUCUGGCAAUCGCACGUCGUCUACAGCAAGUAGAGGGAGCAUCAGUCGUGUUGAUUGAGAAGCAUGGUAUGGUCGGAACCGAGACCAGCAGUCGUAAUUCAGAAGUCAUCCAUGCAGGCAUAUACUAUGGCGCCGACAGUCUCAAGACGAAAUUCUGCGUACAAGGCAAAGAGAUGAUGUACGAUCUCUGCCGGAAGAACAGCAUCUCGCACAAGAACUGCGGCAAGUGGAUCGUCGCCCAAACCGCCGAACAAAUGGGCGAAUGCGAGAAAGUCCACGACUUCGCAAAGUCCAUCGGUGUACCCAUACGCUACAUCUCCAAAGAAGAAGCCCAACGCCGCGAACCAGAAGUCCGAGCAGAAGCCGGAGCAUUGGAGAGUCCAACGACUGGCAUCGUCGAUUCGCACGCCUACAUGCAAUUCCUACAAGGCGACUUCGAGAAUGAAGGCGGCACACUGGCGAUCCAAAGUCCCGUCACACGAAUAGAAUCGCCUUCAUCGAACGGCACCCCCGACUGGAAAAUCUGGACCGCCACCGAAGCAUCAGACAUAACCGCUUCCUCUCCCAUCCCACAAAUCCCCGAGCAAAGCCCUCUCCCCGACGAAGACACAUUCAUCACCGCCGAAACAGUCAUCAACAGCGCGGGACUCUACGCCAUCGCCAUCAACAACAUGAUCCUACCUCCAGAUCGCCACCUCAAACCUUUCUACGCUAAAGGCUCGUAUUUCACCUACUCCAAGUCACAUCCCAAACCCUCGACGCUCAUCUACCCGGCUCCUACACCCGGUCAUGGAGGUCUGGGAACUCAUUUAACGAUCGAUAUGGGUGGGCAGAUACGCUUUGGACCGGACGUGGAGUGGGUGGAUUCGCCGCAUGAUUUGGCACCUACAGCUAGUGCGGAGCGAUUUGCGGCUGCGAUUGAGGAGAUCAAGUCGUAUUUGCCUGGGAUUGACGUCGAUGCGGUUUCAUUGGGAUACUGCGGUAUCAGGCCGAAACUCGGGAAAGCCAGCGCGACUGCCGGUGGGAAGACGUUUCAAGACUUUUACAUCAAGAGAGAAGAGGGUGUGCAAGGCUUUGUGAACCUCCUGGGCAUCGAAAGCCCCGGUCUGACAAGCAGUCUAGCCAUCGCGGAAGAAGUGCAUAGAUUGCUAUAUCGUUAA